UACCGUUCUUGUAGAGACUGGUCUGUAGAGGAGGCGGAGUUCAAACUUGGAGCGUUAAAAGACGGCGGUGGGACGGCGGGUGGUCCAGUUUACGUGUCUCAAAACAUUGCGCCUUCCUCUCGCCCUUCUUUAAGCAGUGCGUGUGAAGUUCAUUUUCCUGAGACUGCCAGUUUUAGAGCAAUUAAAAACAACUGAACACUCAGGAGUGGAGACUUGAGCGAAAGGUCAAGUGCUGAUCACCUAUGAACAUUUGUGGUUACGCCAUCAUAGAGUGACUUCUCAGCCUCCCUCAUAUCACAUUUCAAACAAUAACCCCCAGCCCUGUAAGCGUACCCACCAUGGGAGAGAGGCGGGGGCGUCCCAUCCCUCUCCUGUGCCGGUCCCGGCGUUUCGGCUGGUCCGGCAGCUGUGACAGCAAUGGACCAAAAAGCAGUGGCCCAAACGGGCACACUUUCACUGGGCCGAGCUCCGAGUGCAGCUUGGAGGAGGCAGCAGCACCUGUGGAGGAGCCACCAGUGGACAGCUCACGCUACUCUCCUGUUUCAGUGGAACUGGAGCCUGUGGUGAAUAAUGGAUCAGGCGUCCCCGGUCCUCCAGGCGGACACACAAAAGAGGCAACGGUGCACAGAGAGUACGUCCAGUCGCACUCCUGCUCCUCCCUCUCCCUGUCCAGCGGCGCGGUCAGUGGAGAGCCAGUGCGUGGCCUGCCCGGCCCCGCUCCCUCUCGCUUCACACAUAACCCCUAUCACGCCAAGACUAGCAUGCAGGGCGAUGUCUACAACUUCCUAGAGAGACCUGCAGGCCUGAAAUGCUUCCUCUACCACUUCCUAGUGUUCCUCAUGGUUCUAGUAUGUCUUAUCUUCAGUGUGCUUUCCACCAUCGAGCAGUACGCAGACUUUGCCACCGGAACACUAUUCUGGAUGGAGAUCGUGUUGGUGGUGUUUUUUGGUACGGAGUAUGUGGUGCGUCUGUGGUCAGCAGGCUGCAGGAGCAAAUAUGUGGGCAUCAAGGGCAGACUGCGCUUCAUCAGAAAACCCAUCUCUAUCAUAGAUUUGAUAGUGGUGGUCGCAUCAGUCGUAGUACUGAGUGUCGGUUCAAAUGGGCAAGUUUUCGCCACCUCUGCCAUCAGAGGAAUCCGCUUCCUUCAGAUCCUGCGCAUGCUCCAUGUGGAUCGGCAGGGAGGCACAUGGAGACUUCUGGGUUCUGUAGUCUUUAUUCAUCGACAGGAGCUGAUAACGACGCUGUAUAUUGGAUUCCUGGGUUUGAUCUUCUCCUCAUACUUUGUAUAUCUUGCGGAGAAAGAUGCCGUGGAUGAGGAGGGAAAGACAGGCUUCUCAAGCUAUGCUGAUGCACUGUGGUGGGGUGUUGUCACUGUGACUACAAUAGGUUAUGGAGACAAAGUUCCCCAGACAUGGAUAGGGAAGGCCAUCGCCUCCUGUUUUAGUGUGUUUGCUAUCUCCUUCUUUGCCCUGCCAGCGGGAAUUCUGGGUUCGGGCUUUGCUCUGAAGGUGCAACAAAAACAGAGACAGAAACACUUCAAUCGCCAAAUCCCAGCUGCUGCCUCUCUAAUACAGACCCUGUGGCGAUGCUACGCUUGUGAGAAACCUGACGGCUGUCCAGCUACCUGGAAGAUGUACGUGUUGACGGGUGACUACAUCCCAGUCAUAAACUCAGAGAACUCCAGUCCUGGAAACUUCAGAAAACUGAGUAAGCGCUAUAAGCGGAGGCUAAAGUCCACCCGUGAUAAUGGUUCCCUGGGGACCGCAGGAGAGAAGGCCCUGUCCAUCCCUCAAAUCACCUAUGAUCAUAUAGAUGACAAAGAGGACAAACGAGAGGUGCCCUUCUUCCUUGAGGAACCUCCAGGCAUCACAAAGAUGUUCAGGCAGACAGACUGUCAGCACUCCUGGUCUUCUUUCAAUCUUAGCUGCCCUGCUUCUCCAGUUAAGAAAAAGCUGGAUGGACCCCCUGAUAUCUCACGUACUAACAGCCUAGUAGAUGACAUGGACUUCGCUAAUGAAUUUAUUCCACUCCCUGUGGUGACAGAUGCUUCACAUCUACUGACAAGGCCUUUCUUGGCAAAGGAGGAGGACUCUGUCUCUACACAGCAGUUGAAUUCAAGCAGGCUCUCCCAUGCGCAUAGAUCUGCCAUCAAAGUCAUAAGGAGGAUGCAGUACUUUGUUGCCAGAAGGAAAUUUCAGCAAGCAAGGAAGCCGUACGACGUGCGAGACGUGAUAGAGCAGUAUUCCCAGGGCCAUCUCAACAUGAUGGUCCGUAUUAAAGAGCUCCAGAGACGGUUGGAUCACACAUUGGGAAAGCCUGGAAUGUUUCUGCCAGAAAAGGGUGUAGACAAGGAGUACUACACUGUUGGAGCCAGGCUGAUCAGACUGGAGGAUAAGGUGCUUCAGAUGGAUCAGAAGAUGGAGAACAUCCUGAAGAUCCUGGUGGAGCAGUUCCAGCUCAAAGCUGAGCUGCUUCAGAAACCAAGCCACAGCCACUCCCGCGUAACUGUCAUGAAGCGCCUGGGUGUCAGCAUGGAUGAGGGACAAUGAGACAGGAAACAGCCACACUGGGUCAAGACUGAGACACAUCUGUGGAUAAAGAUUGUCCAGGAGGAAAGGUUCUAUCUCUUCUCUCUGCUUCGUGUUUCAACUUUAGAAUGAAUGAAAGCAUGUGAAAGUAAGAUGCUCAGGUUGUGGAAAUGUGCAGCAUGAUGGACUGGUAGGCCAAGCUAACAGGAGAGGCAAAAAAGAGCUUUGAAAGAUUGUUUCUCUGUUUCUUCCAAAGAAAACGAGCUACGUGUUUAACACCUUACUAGCUUUCAGCAAAGGGCAGCCACUCAUAGAUUCCUCUCUUUAUUCGAUUGCCGUUGGUUUGCUACGGUACAGAAGGAGCGGCACUAAAGACAUGGUUGUUUGAGAUGUAAAUCCUGUUGGGUUUAGGAACCACUGCUCCACAAAAAUGCUACCAAGGCAAGAUCCACAAUCACAUAUCCAUCAAGAACAUUAUUAAGCUUCUGAACUAGUGGCUCAGCUCACAUAACACAGAGGAAGCACGACACAGAUUAUCCGUUCCCCAUGUUAAUCCACACCUCACAUUUAGUAAGUGCGAACACAUUGUCUGUGUGUUAAACCCACCACUGAUAAAUAGCUAUGGCAGGGCUAAUCAAAACAGCAAAACACUGCUGAUGGGCUUUAAUGGACUUAAAUGGAAUAUUAGAAAGGAAGAGGGAGAACUAUUUGAGGUUGUGGAGUCGGUGAGGAGUGCCAAGGUUUUCAACAGCGUGUUCAUUUUCAGAGAAUUUCAGAGAGCCUUAUUCCAUUCAGCCUGUGAUUAUUUUUCUCAUUCUAGUUAAUUAAAUGCAAGGUUUCUGGUAAGGUGAGAUGGCUUAAUGCCACCAUUUUGAUGAAAGGAAACUAUAGUAAAUACAUAAAAUCUAAAUUUGUUUUCAGAACUGCAGGGCGAGGGGGAACAGAGAGAUGUAUGUCGAACUCAGACGGCUGCACUCCAUUCACUAAACACACUCAGCUGCUGGCGCUUUGCCUAGUCCAGAACAAAUUGCUGGGUGGUUUUCUUUUUUUCACAUGUUAAUCUAACAUUUACUACAAUGUGCAGAGAGAGAUGAGAGCUCAGAGGAAAGAGACAGAGGGAAUAGUGAAGGAGAGCCAGGUCUAACCACUUUCCUCCCUUCAUUUUAUCAUUCACUGCGUCUGGAGGCUCCCACGAUUUGCUUGGUGCAAAAGGGGUGAGAGAAAAUGAAAUCAGUGAAUAUCUGACCAACUAUUGUUGUAGAGUUUUAUAAGAGAUGUACAUAUAGUAGCAUUGCCUUAUAUUUACCAUCAUGGAGCGCAGGCUGUUGGACUGUGACUUACAGAGACAACUGGACUUAUUGAAUGACGAGCACUGUAAUAUAUUCAUUCAUCUCAUAAGAGACUUGUGUAAAUAAA
Messenger RNA from Pygocentrus nattereri (red-bellied piranha), 3944 nucleotides. RefSeq names its product potassium voltage-gated channel, KQT-like subfamily, member 1.2 (gene kcnq1.2). The transcript has 20 exons. Gene Ontology annotation, biological process: transmembrane transport; potassium ion transport. The record is from RefSeq and is a predicted model, not a curated record. Gene Ontology annotation, cellular component: membrane. The coding region runs from base 339 to 2549 and encodes 736 amino acids. Lineage: Eukaryota; Metazoa; Chordata; Actinopteri; Characiformes; Serrasalmidae. Gene Ontology annotation, molecular function: voltage-gated potassium channel activity.